AUGACAAGCAUCGACAAGCCGCUGUCUAAAACCCAGGUCUCAAGACUUGGUGACUUUGAAUCUGUCGAGAAGUCCAUCAAAGAGCUACUGCUACAGCCUGAUUACGACGAUGGCAGUGUCGGCCCUGUACUUGUCCGCCUAGCCUGGCACUCUUCUGGCACGUACGAUGUAGCAACUGAUACUGGCGGUUCCAAUGGUGCUGGUAUGCGUUACGAAGCCGAGGGUGGCGAUCCCGCCAAUGCUGGUCUUCAAAAUGCUCGUGUCUUCCUAGAGCCGGUCAAGCGUCUUUACCCAUGGAUCACAUACUCAGAUCUCUGGACACUUGCUGGUGUAACUGCCAUUAGAGCUAUGGGAGGUCCGGAUAUUGACUGGCUGCCUGGCCGAACCGACUUCGUGGAUGAUAGCAAGCUCCCACCGCGCGGCCGUCUUCCUGAUGCGGCUCAAGGAGCACAGCACCUCCGGGAUAUCUUCUAUCGAAUGGGAUUCAACGACCGUGAGAUCGUGGCUCUAAGUGGUGCCCAUAAUCUCGGCCGUUGCCAUACUCAAAACUCUGGCUUUGAGGGCAAAUGGGUCAAUAAUCCAACACGAUUUUCGAACCAGUAUUUUCGCCUGCUGCUAUCCGAAGAAUGGAAAGAGAAGACAGUUGCAGAAUCCGGCGUAACCCAGUUCUCUUCUGUUGACCCGGACACUGAGGAGGAGUUGAUGAUGCUCCCUACCGAUAUGGCAUUGACGACAGACCCCGAGUUCUCCAAGUACGUGCACCUCUACGCUGAAGAUAAGGAGUUGUUCUUCAACGACUUCAAAGCAGCAUUCGCCAAGCUGCUUGAACUUGGAAUAGUAAGAGACAGGGAGGGAAAUAUCACAAAUAGUGAUAACGAGAAGGGAGGUUAUAGAAGUGCCCCGAAAAAGAGUGACUCGAUGUCAGCGAAUGCAGGAUCUCAGCAUGUACCUCAGACAGGUGGAUGCCCAGUUAUGCACGCCAGGGCAAAGCUGUAG
This is a messenger RNA of Fusarium sp. VM40, 996 nucleotides long. The record is from the annotation of a GenBank genome assembly. NCBI's taxonomy places the organism in Eukaryota, Fungi, Ascomycota, Sordariomycetes, Hypocreales, Nectriaceae.